Molecule: messenger RNA, 2294 nt
Organism: Panicum hallii
Lineage: Eukaryota; Viridiplantae; Streptophyta; Magnoliopsida; Poales; Poaceae
Product: pentatricopeptide repeat-containing protein At4g11690-like
Exons: 3
Coding region: 584-1852 (422 amino acids)
Molecular function (GO): protein binding
Source: RefSeq, a predicted model, not a curated record
GCUAGUUUGUCCUGACCAGCAUCACAUUUUUUUCCAGAAUGUGCUUUCGUGUACAAGGGUGAAGCAAAUAGAUCUUUUUUACUCUUUCUAUCUUCCAUUUCGCCAUAUUCAGGUACAGGGGAAUGCGAGGCACCGACACGCUGAAAUCCCGGUUGGCGAACUGGUGCCUGGUGGGUCAUACAGAGGAACACACUGAAAUCGAGAAAACAAACUGAAAGAAAGCAGGAUCUUGGCAAGGACAGGCUAGAGUGCAUCAGGCUGCUUCAACUGGGCACUGCUGCUGCACGGCGGGGGCGGGAAAGAGAUGCUCGUGUCAUCGUGUAGUAUGGCUCUUCUGGUGUGCUGAGCGAGGGACGUACAAAGCUUGAUUCCCAAUUCGGCAAUUCCAAACAAAGGCCACUCGCCGCACCAUACAAGCCAAGGGCGAAACUAUGCUGAACUUCACGUCACAAGCUCUACCUUUCUUGUUUCUUCGGCCAACGCGAUUGGGGUUGGCUUGUCUACCGUCGACGGUUUCGCGGAAUUCGUGACCCCAGCUCGUGGCCGGUGAAUAGUCCUGACCCCGGAAAACGGCAGGGAAAGGAUGAGAAAAGGCUUUGAAGGUUUCACGCGGACUCUGAUGGCGGCGACCACGGCCGUGGCCGUGCGCCGGCUCUGCGCCGCCGCCGAGCUGCGGUCGGCCCUGGCGGUGCUCGCCCGCGGGGCGAAGUUAGGCGACGCGGCGUUGGACGUGGCCGCGUGCACCGCGCUCGUCCACGGCUGCUGCAGGAGCGGCGACGUGGUGGAGGCCCGGAGGGUGUUCGACGUAAUGCCGCGCCUGGGCGUGACCCCUAACGAGGUCACGUACACCGCGCUGAUCCACGGCUACUUCGUUCACGGGCACAGAGAAUUGGGUUUCGCCUUGUUUGAGGAGAUGAGGAGAGGCGGAGUCGAACCCAACCUCUACACCUACAACUGCUUGAUCGGGGAGUGGUGCAGGACCGGGGAGUUCGAGCGCGCCCGUCUCCUGUUCGAUGAAAUGCCUGUGAAGGACGUCGUGCGCAAUGUUGUCAGCUACAACACCCUCAUUGCUGGGUUAUGCAGGCACGGCAAGCUGAAGGAUGCCGUCCAGCUACUGGAAGCGAUGAGAAGGGAGGGUAUCCGUCCAAGCAUGGUGACGUUCAACCUUCUUGUCGAUGGCUAUGGAAAAGCUGGGAAGAUGUCCAAUGCUUUGCAUUUCUUCAACCAGAUGAAGGCAGCAGGGUUCCUACCUAGUGCAGUGACAUACAAUGCGCUCAUUGCUGGUUUCUGUCGUGUUAGAGAUAUGGCCCGGGCGAUCAGAGCUUUCUCGGACAUGAAGGAGCGUGGUUUAGCGCCUACAAAAGUGACGUACACCAUACUCAUUGAUGCAUUUGCCAAGGAAAAUGAAAUGACGAGUGCAUUCGAGAUGCUUUCAGAGAUGGAGAGGACUGGUUUGGAGGUGGAUGUGCAGAGUUAUGGUGUUAUCUUGCAUGCACUCUGCAUGGAAGGGAAGAUGAUGGAAGCCAGGAAGCUGUUCCAGUCAAUGGACUUGAAAGGUGUCAAGCCAAAUAAUGUGAUAUAUGACAUGAUGAUCUAUGGCUAUGGGCGUGAAGGAAGCUCAUAUAAAGCCCUGAGGCUGAUCAUGGAAAUGAGGAGGAUUGGCUUGGUUCCAAAUGUUGCUAGCUAUUGCCUGACGAUCCGUCUUCUCUGCAAUGAAGGAAAGUGCCAGGAGGCGGAGGCUUUGAUUGAUGACAUGGCGAGCGCUGGUCUGCAAACAAGUGAAUCCAUCCACAGAGCAUUAUUGGAUGCUAAGGCAAGAUUGGGCGAUUCUACAGAUGUCCCUUUUACUUAAAGUAGUCAGGCACGCAGUUUCUGUUAUCUGCCAGGUCAUAUGUUACUAUAGUUAUCAUGCAGUGGGAAAGGUGAUACCCAAAAGAGCACCCCCUACAUGGGAAGGUGUACUGAAAUCUUUCUUCUAGCAACAUUUUGGUCCUUUAUUGAACAGCUCCUUCACGACGGGGGAGAGUGGUUGGCUCUAUUUGUACAGCCGUGAAAGAUGAAGAUCCACGUGCUGAGACAUUUCCCUGCAAGACAAAGAGGUCAAGCAUGGUCCACGGAUAUGCUGGAUGAGUUCCUGCUAUAGUCAAUGGCUGCCAACCAUCUUUCAGUUUUUGUUAACUGCAUGUCAUUCCCUCGGGACAACAGAAAACGCAACUAUUUCCUGUACAUACAGUAUUUUCACCUUAAUGGAACUCCUACUAUCCAUGUGAUUAACUAGAAUAUAUAGCCUUUCA